AUGAGAAACUACUACUGGUCCUUGCGAAAUCUGAUCCUCUUCGGAGGCCUGGCUCUGAUCGCCAUGGUCACUUGUAGAGAAAUCGCCUCGAUAGCACGAGAAAACACAAAAAAUGUCGAUGGCAUUCUUAUGACUGGAAGGGAUGAGGUUUCCGAGCUCAAGAAACGGCUCCAGGCGCUUGAGAAAAAGGCGAAAAUUCAGCACCCAGCUGUCAAGUUCCUUCCAGAGGGAAAGCGCAAACGAAUCCUCGUUACUGGAGGCGCUGGCUUUGUAGGAUCCCAUCUCGUUGACAAACUGAUGAUCCAGGGACAUGAAGUCAUCGUUGUGGAUAAUUUCUUUACGGGACGAAAAAGAAACGUUGAGCAUUGGCUGACGCAUGAAAAUUUCGAGCUGAUCCACCACGAUGUCGUGGAGCCGCUUUACAUCGAAGUAGACCAGAUUUAUCACCUCGCCUGUCCCGCUUCACCUCCUCACUAUAUGUUCAAUCCGAUAAAGACGAUCAAAACGAGCUCGAUUGGGACGCUAAAUAUGCUUGGCCUGGCGAAACGAGUUGACGGGCGGCUAUUGUUAGCGUCGACUUCUGAGAUUUAUGGCGACCCGGAAGAGCACCCGCAGAACGAAAACUACUGGGGCCAUGUUAAUCCGAUCGGGCCCAGAGCAUGCUACGACGAGGGAAAACGAGUGGCUGAAACGAUGUGCUAUGCAUAUAAAAAACAAGAGGGCGUGGACGUCAGAGUUGCUAGAAUUUUCAAUACUUACGGACCACGGAUGCACAUGGAAGAUGGUCGAGUAGUUUCCAAUUUCAUUCUUCAAGCGCUUCAAAAUCUAGACAUUACAAUUUACGGGGACGGGAAACAGACGCGAAGCUUUCAAUACGUCGAUGACCUAGUUGACGGGCUCAUCGGUCUUAUGAACUCAGAUAUCACGUCACCUGUCAAUGUUGGCAAUCCGGACGAGCAUACGAUCGAAGAAUUCGCAACUAUCAUUAAAGACAUGGUCGGUCCAACGAGCUCCAAGAUUGUCCACCAUCCAGCGACAGAGGAUGAUCCACAAAGGAGAAAACCAGACAUCGAGAAGGCCUUCAAGGGCUUUGGCUGGCGGCCUAAGAUGCCACUCAAAGAAGGCUUGACGAAAACGAUCGAAUACUUCCGAGCUGAACUCGCCCAGGAAGAGAAUAACUCGCCGAAUAUCUUUCUCCCUGAUGGCUAUUCAAAUGAUUUAUGA
Messenger RNA from Oikopleura dioica, 1224 nucleotides. The record is from the annotation of a GenBank genome assembly. NCBI's taxonomy places the organism in Eukaryota, Metazoa, Chordata, Appendicularia, Copelata, Oikopleuridae.